Caenorhabditis angaria is the source of this 1139-nucleotide messenger RNA. The record is from the annotation of a GenBank genome assembly. NCBI's taxonomy places the organism in Eukaryota, Metazoa, Nematoda, Chromadorea, Rhabditida, Rhabditidae.
AUGUUGAAUCGUCGAAACUCGUCAAAACUUGUUGUUUAUACCAUUUUCUUUCUUCUAAUUAAAUUAUUAUUCAAAGGAUCCAUUGUGAAAAUCCCGAAUAAUAUUCAAAUUUUGGAAAAUUCUGCAGAUUGUGUACAAAUAAAAUUGGAACGAUUAUUUGAUGAUGAUUAUUGGGAGGUACUUUAAUUUGAAACUUAUUUUCAAACAAAAUAGAAAACAUUUUCUAGCUCUGGGAAAAAUUCACAUUUGCUGUGAACAUGUGUUCUCCAAACUUUAGAAGUAUCAAAUUAUCAGAUUAUGCAAAUACAGAUGAAUUAAAAUAUCAUUAUUUACCAUUAGUUGAUUUAUCAACAAUUAAAUUGUUCGAUUAUUUCACUUGGAAUUGGAAAAGAUGUUAAAGCUGAGAAGAAAAUGAAAUAUAAUAUGCCAGAAUGUCUGUUUUAUGGAGCAGAUCCGAUUGAGGAGGAUAAUAAAGAACUUUUUGAACCGGUGGGUUUUUUGGAAUCAGAAUUUGUUGAAAUUAUACUUUUAAUUUUGAAAAAAACAAUCGAAAUUUUCAUUUUUUGAACAAAAAUUGCUCAGAAACCUUUGUGGCUCAAAUUUCUCUUUCAGAUCGGCGAUUUUUAUAAUAUGGCAGUUGGCGAUAAAAAUGGAAGUUUCCGAUCAUAUGUUUUAGAAGGUACACCUCUCAAAAACUAAAAAAAAAUUCCCAUACCCAAUUCCAGAUAUUUAUCGUUAUCAAGAAGUGACUACUGUAGAUCUAGUAACUUUUAUAAACCAAAAAGUUCAACAAAAAAUCAUUGAUCAAAUGAUGAUUGACAUCGAACACGCUGAAUAUAAAAUAUUGAACUUUUUCGGGAAAAAUGAAGAAUUAGAGAGGAAUGAUAUAUAUGUUUGUCAGGUCAGUAGUGAUAGCAAAAAAAAUCAUAUAAUUUUUUUUUCAGAUAAAUAUCGAGAUUCAUAAGCCUGAAUCGUUUGAAGAUCGUAUUAUAUUCUCUAGAUUUCUUGAAAAGAAUUUCAAAUCAAAACAGUGGAUUUUCAUAAAUUCUGAAAUUCAUCCAAUUUUGAAACAUAUUCGAUUAUUUAUGAUUAAUGGUAGAAAUCCUGAAUGUAUCAGGAGAUAUUUAUUAAAAAGUUGA